Molecule: messenger RNA, 1179 nt
Organism: Raphanus sativus (radish)
Lineage: Eukaryota; Viridiplantae; Streptophyta; Magnoliopsida; Brassicales; Brassicaceae
Exons: 3
Coding region: 118-756 (212 amino acids)
Cellular component (GO): plasma membrane
Source: RefSeq, a predicted model, not a curated record
AUUUAAUAAUAGAGUUUAAUUAUACACACAACUAAAAAGUAAACAACAUGGGCCACGUUACAUGGGAACUAUAUAUUAUACAUCGAACCUUACCAAACAUCUCAUCUCUCAUGAGCCAUGGCCGGAGAUGAAGAUCCUGAAACAACUCCGUCGUCACCGGAAUAUAAGCCCUUACCUUCAUCCAGUCGUGAUCUAAACGUUGCCGUUCAGGUAUCACAUCCUUCCUCGAUCAGACGACGCCGUUUCAUCAUCUCUAUAUUUCUCAUAUCUUUUGCCUCGAUCCUCAUCUACAUCUUCUGGCCGUCCGAUCCACGCAUCAAAAUCGAACGGGUCAAAGUUUCCCACGUGCACGUCCACCGUCGACCGGUGCCGUCUAUAGACAUGACGAUGCUCGUUACGCUCAAAGUAUCCAAUGCUGACGUGUACUCUUUUGACUUCACGGCGCUUGACGUUGCGAUUGGUUACAGAGGGAAGACGUUAGGUCACGUGAGUUCUGAUGGCGGGCACGUGAGGGCUAUGGGUUCGUCUUAUCUUGAAGCGGAGACGCAGCUUGACGGCGUCACGGUGUUUGCUGACGUCAUUAGCCUGAUUCACGAUUUGGCCAAGGGCUACAUCGAAUUUGACACCGUUACGGAGACUAACGGGAAACUUGGCGUUUUGUUCUUCCGUUUCCCUUUAAAGGCGAAAGUGGCAUGUGGGAUUCUAGUAAAUACAGUUAAUCAGACAAUUUCCCGUCAGAGCUGUAGACCUGUCUGAUUCAAGAGACAUCAUCUGCUAUAUUUUAUAGAUUACAUAUGGAUAUGUCAUUUUUGGAGGGAAGAAGAAGAAGACGAAGAGGACGAAGAAGAAGAAGAAGGAAGCCAUUGAUAUUCAUGAUGAUGAUACCUACACUUGAACGAUCUUGGAUGCUUCGACGGUGAACACACACACACCUUCUUUUCACCGCCAUCGUCGCGGACACUCGCGGUGGCUACCACCUCCGUCGUCACCGUCACUUCUGCCGCCGGUAACUUUGGCGGUGGAAUAACAGGUUGGAGAAUCUUUUUGUAGCACAUUUUUGUUCGUUUCAAACUUUUAGUUAAAACUAAAGAUUCUUCUUGUUCUUGUUGAAGAUUUUGUAUUUGUGGUUUACCAAAAUAAAUGAGAAGUCGGCUAUAAAUACUAGUCAUGCUUAAAAUA